AUGGGUCGACCCGACCCGCUGGUUGACUACCCGUCCUCGCGCAUCGAAUCCCUGCCCGUGGAAAUUCUGCAGUUGAUCUUCCUGUACAGCCUGGAAGUCAAUUUCCCGCGCGCCUCACCACGCCUCGGCCAUGCCCUGUCCAACCAACUGCUCUACACCUGGCUGGUUCGGCUCGUGUUCAGUAGCACCAACCCAGGCUCGCGCGAGGGCUUUUUCACCCCGGACUUCCUGCCCCCGCCGCUGGAUUUCUGGGCGCUGGAGUGGCAGCAGCGCCAGCAUCUGCAGACAACUUUACUGGCUUGCCGCUGGUGCACGCUGCCACUGCUCCGGCGCUGCCAGCGCGAGUACAUCGCCCAUGCCAUCCGGCGCAAAUGCGCCGGACUCGUAUUUCACCCAGACGACCAGGCCGCGCUGGCCGAUCUGAGGCCACACUUUAAGAACCUCAGCGAGUGUGACCGCGCCGCCGACGGCCACCGCGGAAAAGGCGACUUGAUCAUCCCCGCACGGCUGGACGAAGGUUGUCCACGGUCCUCCUCACGCAGCGUCGACCGCAAGUUAGCAAUCUGGUUCCAUUUCGGUGCCGUGCAAAUCCGCGAGCCGCACGAGGUCUACUACGAAAACGACCUCUUCCGGCUCCCUUGCUCGGUGGUGAUCGGCCCGGGCCGCAUCCCAGACAAAGUCCUGCGCGCGCCCUGGUCGCCAGAGCAAUUCGAGUUCCUGCAGCUGCUCGCUGCGGACUUCUACCUCGACGAGGAUGAGGUCGCCGCCGACCGCUCCUCGGACAUCACUCAUCGCUUGAUCCGCAAACGCGCUAUCGAGCCAUUCCGCCGUCUGCUGCGCAUGCAUUUCCGCGCUGCUAAUUGCCGCGUCCCGGCGCGCUGGCCUUUGCGGUCUUCGCACUAUAGCCUUGUCCGGCGUUGUGGGACGGGUGCGGGGGACCCGUUUGCUGCGGUGAUUCUUGAUGAGCGCUGGGAUGAUCUUUCGGCUGAGGCGAAGCAGGACUUGCUGCGGUAUCUUGAGUCGACGUCGUCUUGUGCAUAG
This is a messenger RNA of Penicillium alfredii, 1041 nucleotides long. RefSeq lists its product as uncharacterized. Lineage: Eukaryota; Fungi; Ascomycota; Eurotiomycetes; Eurotiales; Aspergillaceae. The record is from RefSeq and is a predicted model, not a curated record. The coding region runs from base 1 to 1041 and encodes 346 amino acids. The transcript has a single exon.